CACUUCUGAAGCUGGAGAACCCCUGGGAGGGUUCAGCAGCCAGAUGCCCAUGUUGAGCAUCCACUCCCUGAAACCCGAGGCCCUGCGCCUGCCACCUGGGACCUCAGAGUUCCUAGGCUGCCAGCGGCGCCACACACUCCCUGCCAGCGAGUUCCGCUGCCUCACUCCUGAGGAUGCCAUCAGUGUGUUUGAGAUCGAGCGUGAAGCCUUUAUCUCUGUCUCGGGUACCUGUCCCCUCUACCUGGAUGAGAUCCGACACUUCCUAACCCUGUGUCCAGAGCUGUCAUUGGGCUGGUUCGAGGAGGGUCGCCUUGUGGCCUUCAUCAUCGGCUCACUUUGGGACAAGGAGAGACUUACUCAGGAAUCGCUGACGCUGCACAGGCCUGGAGGCCGCACGGCUCACCUGCACGUACUGGCAGUGCACCACACCUUCAGACAGCAGGGCAAGGGCUCUGUCCUGCUCUGGCGAUACCUGCACCACCUGGGGGGCCAGCCAGCUGUACGGCGGGCUGUGCUCAUGUGCGAAGAUGCACUGGUGCCUUUCUAUGAGAAAUUUGGCUUCCAGGCUGUGGGCCCGUGCGCCGUCACUGUGGGCUCCCUCACCUUCACAGAGCUCCAGUGUUCCUUACGGUGCCAUGCCUUCCUGCGCAGGAACAGUGGCUGUUGACCAAAGCCGCCCACUUGGCCGUGAAGAGGGCGGGAGCAGCAAGAAGGCUGGGGGCUCCUAACUCCCACGCCACACCCUUCUCUGCCUAGAGUCCAUCCAAGUAGCGCUGGCUGGCACGAAGGAGCCAGCAGUUGCCAACUGGAGUAGAGAGGUAAGGCUCAAAAAGAGCACACGAAGUGGCUUCGCCCCAGCAUAGGCUGCCGU
Molecule: messenger RNA, 871 nt
Organism: Peromyscus eremicus (cactus mouse)
Lineage: Eukaryota; Metazoa; Chordata; Mammalia; Rodentia; Cricetidae
Gene: Aanat
Product: aralkylamine N-acetyltransferase
Exons: 3
Coding region: 44-667 (207 amino acids)
Biological process (GO): circadian rhythm; melatonin biosynthetic process; response to light stimulus
Cellular component (GO): cytoplasm
Molecular function (GO): aralkylamine N-acetyltransferase activity
Source: RefSeq, a predicted model, not a curated record